This is a messenger RNA of Condylura cristata (star-nosed mole), 1511 nucleotides long. Its product is annotated as eukaryotic translation initiation factor 3 subunit C-like. The record is from RefSeq and is a predicted model, not a curated record. Lineage: Eukaryota; Metazoa; Chordata; Mammalia; Eulipotyphla; Talpidae. The transcript has a single exon. The coding region runs from base 293 to 766 and encodes 157 amino acids.
UUUUCCCAGCAGGGUGGUGUUUUCUCAGUAAUCAGCAGGUGCUGGUUUCUGAUGUCAUUACCAACCCCAGAGGAACAUAGUUUUGUUAGGGAUGCAACGAAAUCGAUUUUCCAAGUUCCUAGGAAUGGGGUGGAAACAGUUAACAGUAAAUCAUGAGGAGGGGGGUGUAGGGAAGAGAGAAUAUAGGGUGGCUACAGUUUAAUUCCAUUUAUUCUUAAUUUUUAGUCAAAGGACGUUUUUUGUUGUUGCAAAAUGGAGGGAAUCUAACUACUUGGUCAUUGCUUCCAAGGCCAUGAAAAUGGGUGAGUGGGAGACAUAUUUUGUUAUCAACACGAAGGUGAAUAGCCAAGUGUGGGAUCUUUACAAAAGUUCAAACCAAGAUGUUCAGGAAGGUCCAGGAGUCACUGCAGACCUGCCUCCUCACCUUCAGCAGCAUCUGGACUGUCGGCAUGGAGGCAAGGCUGUGGCCCUGUUUGAGUUGGAUCUUGCCACCAGGUACUCCAUCAGCAGCAAGAUAAUCAUAAAUGAGUUGAUGGCCUCCCUGGACAGAGAGGUGACCAUCACACUGAGCUCAAGCUCACCAUUCCACAGAACCUUGCUCUGCGACAGACCGAACACCCUGGUGGAGAAUAAGGGGUGUCUGGCCAUCAGCGUGUCCCAGAGACCAGAGGAGGACUACCACAAAAGCAAAGACUACGUGUGCCUCGGUGGCUGCUGCCAACAGCGGUCAGGCAGCCUACUGAUGGCUCCACUUCUGUCCCUGUGACCUGGACCAUUCAGCCUUUAAGUCCUAAGUCAACAAAGGUCCAUUUAGGAUAGUUUUUUGUUUGUUUUUUAGAAAGAGUGAAAAUUGGGUAGUUAAAGAAUGAAUUCAACUGAAUAAUAUUUAGAAAUUUUAUUGGCUUUUACCAGCCACUCUCCAAAAGCUUUUACAGGGCAAGAGAUUUUAUAAGACAGAAGGGAGCAGAAACAAGGAAGUUGCACCAGACAAAAAGGCAGGUUUAUUAUUGUAAGUUUACUUUCCCUAUCGGAGAAAACUAGGGCUUAUCAGGCAAGUGACCUAACUAACCAGUGCCGAUUAGUUGAUUCCUGAUUGACUGGUUUAAGGAGAGCUGAAACUGUUAAGUCUAGGUUUGGUGAUGUGGAGCUUAGCAUAUAUAACUGCAUUUUGGCCACAAAGUGUGUUUGAGGAAGAAAAGGUGACCCCAGUUAAAUCAGUAAUGUGGCACCCCUACAGGCAUUAGUUUAUCUCUCCCACUUUUCAAAUGAGGAACCAGAGCUAAAGUUGGUCUGGGGCAAGUUUGAAGUAGCCCUAGAUGGGUGGGCGAGCCUACACCUCGACAGGGCACAUCUGUGGCAGGAGACAAGAGCAAGUGGUGAGGCUGCUACAUACUCAGAUUUGGGAGAUUUAAAUGAGAGCAUUUCCUGUGAAUCAGCUUAUUUGGAUGAAUCUGAGCCGAGGAGGGUGGAUCCCUGUCCUGUGGAAAGACUCAAAGGCUCCGACUCCAUGC